CAGUCGGUGCGAGAUGCCCGAGCGGUGCGGUUGCUGCACUACGGCGGCGGCCACGGUGGCCCACGUGGGCCUGGGGGCGGCGGCCGUUCGGCGGCGGAAAGUGUCGCGGCUGGGGGAUGCGCGGGGCCGGCAGCUGCAGAGGAUGCGCGAUGGCCUGGUGGUCGCGCUUCUGCAGGCCACGCUUCUCACGCUGACGCUACUGGCGACGCAGUACGAGCCGCACGCAGACGCCAGCGACUCGCGCAACAGCUACCUCCCGGUCAUGGGCGGCUUCGACCAGCGCAACCUCCGCAUCACGAAACACUACCCCAUGUUCCAGGACGUGCACGUAAUGGUGUUCGUGGGCGUGGGCUUUUUGAUGACCUUUCUGAAGAAGUACGGCUACAGUGCGGUCGGCUUCAACUUCCUGGUGUCGGCGCUGAGCCUGCAGUGGGCCAUCCUGGCGCGCGGCUUCUUCGAGAUGGACAACGGACGCAUCAACGUCGGCAUCACAAGCAUGCUGGGUGCGGACUUUGCGACCGUGGCCGUGAUCAUCUCGCUCGGCGCCGUAAUCGGCAAGACGACGCCGCUGCAGUUGAUCGUAAUGUCUCUUAUCGAAAUCGCCUUGUUCGCCACCAACGAGUGGUUCGGCAUGAACGUCCUCAAGGCCGUGGACGCUGGCGGCUCCAUGUACGUGCACGUGUUCGGUGCCUACUUUGGACUGGCAGUCAGCCUGGCACUCCGCAGGAAGGACAACCCUGAUUUCAGCAACGAGGCCGCAGAGUACCACUCGGACCUCUUCGCAAUGAUAGGUACACUGUUUCUGUGGGUGUUCUGGCCGUCGUUCAACGCCGCCCUGGUUACGGGCGACAACCAGUACCGCGCCGUCAUCAACACGUACUUCUCGCUGUCCGCGUGCUGCGUCACCGCGUUCGCCGUCUCCUCACUCGUCGCCAACGACAACAAAUUCAACAUGGUGCACAUUCAAAAUUCGACGUUGGCGGGCGGCGUGGCCGUGGGCACCGCGGCGGACAUGAUGCUCUACCCGUACGGCGCGGUGGCGGUCGGAAUUGCGGCGGGAACUCUUUCAGUCAUCGGAUACAAAUACAUUCAGCCAGCCUUGCACCGAGCGCUGAAGCUGCACGACACGUGCGGCGUGCACAAUUUGCACGGAAUGCCGGGGGUGCUGGCGGGCUUCGUGGGCGCGCUGAUGGCAGCGCUGGCCUCCGAGAAGGAGUACGGCGAGAGCCUGUUCCUGCAGUUUCCGGCCAGGGCGCCGAUGAACAACACCAGCGCCCUGACUGACGUCAACGAGGUGCUCAUGUUCCUCGAGCCCGGCGACAACAGAAGCGCCCUCCGACAGGCCGGCUUCCAGCUCAUCGCGCUGCUCGUGACAUUUGUCGUCGCUGUCAUUGGAGGACUCCUCACAGGAUUCCUCUUGAGCGCCGAGUGGAUGGGCCAGGUGCCGAACGACCGAUUCUUCGACGACGCCCACUUCUGGGAAGUGCCCAUCGACGAGCCCGAUUCGGGCGUUAGCGGCGCCGCUGGCGCCGCGGCCGAAGCGCACUUGAACCCGGCGUUCACGCGCAAGGAAUCGCGUGACUCCAAGUGCUGACAACUGCACCCUUCGAUCUCGAACCCACCCCCAAUGUACAUUCCGCACCCCCAAGACAGACGGACCAGCGUCGAUAUAUAUAAAUUUUCUGAGUGUGUGUGUGUGUUUCUGUUGGCCGCUCGAAAUAAAAAUGGUUGAAUCUCUUCCUGUACAUACCAAAACAGAGAAAA
Molecule: messenger RNA, 1764 nt
Organism: Cloeon dipterum
Lineage: Eukaryota; Metazoa; Arthropoda; Insecta; Ephemeroptera; Baetidae
Gene: Rh50
Product: Rh50
Exons: 8
Coding region: 14-1594 (526 amino acids)
Biological process (GO): ammonium homeostasis; ammonium transmembrane transport
Cellular component (GO): plasma membrane
Molecular function (GO): ammonium channel activity
Source: RefSeq, a predicted model, not a curated record